GCUCCCGGCUCUGGCAAGGGGUCUGGGGUUGCCUUCCCGUCUGUGAGUGGCCUUGCAUGCAGUGCGCGGGGCUCUCCUGAGACGACAUGAAGAAGAUAUUUAGCUUCAGGAAGAAGAAGAAGGAAAAUCCGCCGCCGCCCGGCGGCGCCGCCUCGCCGUGCCCCGCCGGUGCAUACGAACUCCGCCAUAAGGAGCUGGGCAAGCUGCACCGUGCGGCCGCUACCGGAGACCUGGCCCAGGUGCGGCAGAGGCUGAAGAAGCACGGCAUCGACGAGCGCGACAAGGCGCAGCGGACACCACUGCAUCUUGCUUGUGCAAAUGGACAUGCGGAUGUCGUUACGUUUCUAGUAGAAAACAAGUGUAAGCUAGAUCUUUUUGACAGUGAUAACAGAUCACCACUGAUGAAGGCAGUGCAAUGCCAGCAAGAAAAAUGUGCGGUAAUCCUGCUAGAGCACGGUGCUGAUCCGAACCUGGCAGAUGCUAGCGGCAACACUGCCCUUCACCUGGCUGCUGUAGCUCCUAACACAUUUCUAGCAGGGAUGUUAAUUGAGCACAGUGCCCGUAUUGAUGCUCAGAAUAAGGAUGGAUGUACUCCCCUUACUCUCGCUAUCUCUGAACAUUGUGAUGGGAUGGUGGAGCUCCUCCUUAAAAAAGGAGCUGAUGUUCAUGCUCGAGAUCUGUGUGAGAGAACCCCACUUAUGACUGCUGCGUCCGGUGGGGAGCUUAAGUUGGUAAAAAUCCUUCUUCACUAUGGUGCUGAUCUUUCCCAUAAAGACACUAAUGGAUGGACAGCUGAGGAUUAUGCUAUUAUUCAUGGAUAUGCUAGUCUUAGUAAACAACUGGCAGAAUAUGCAGACUGGGAGAACACAGGGAAAGCUUGUGCAGGUGCUUCCCGAGGCACCCGAGUACCGAUGACUCCUCACAAGGCAGGAGCUGCUGGUUUUACAUUGGGUGCACCUGCUGUGAACAGAGAAGGAAUGCAGCAGUCUUCUAAGCAGACACCAAGAACAGGAGAAUCGAGGAAAGCAAUAGAUGACUUUUCCCAUGGAGACUCAACAAGUUCUGAAAAAGAGGGCAGUAAUGACACUUGGCAUACUUCUGAGGAAGAAGAACUGGAUUUUACACCCAAGAAGCCACAGAAGCCAAACUUGACAAUGUUAUUGAAUGUUUCCCAGAAGUUCAGCAAUGUAGGUGGUGGUGAUGGUUCUAGAGUUAAAAGUCCUAAGUCACAGAAGAAAAGCCUUACACACAAAAAACCAACAGAUGCAAACCUGAACAGAGGAAAAUGUGGAAAGUUGUUGAAUGAAGAUGGCUCAGAUUCAAGCAGCCUUGAGGAAGAUGAAUUGGAGGAAGAGGAGGAAGAUGAAAAUGAUGAUGGAGAUGACGAUGAGGAGUGUGAAGAAGAAGAAGAGGAAGAUCUUACUCAAGAUGAAAAGGAGGAAGGAGAUCUGGAAGAUGAAGAAACUCAAUCUAAUGACGUAACGGAAGAGGAGCAGAUAGGUAAAAUAGAACCUAAAGAAGAAAUUAAUCAGAAAUUGGGGUAUCUUAGUAGUGUUAAGAAUGAAGGGGAUGAACAGUGUGGAGCUGAAAGUGUCUCCAGUGAUUAUCAGGAAAUAUGUAAAAAAAUCAAUGAAAAGAUGGAGGGAUCUGUUGACAGUCCUGUGUCUUUUAUAGAUGGAUCUCACAAAAGGUUGCAAGAGAAUAUAACAGCCAUGUCUCCAAAGCAAAUGAAUAAUGAAGUAUCUUACGAGUCAGCACCAAAACAACCUAUCCUUCAAAAUGUAAAUAAUUUGCAAGAUAAACAAGAAAGCUGCAAGAAGAAAAGCAUAAUGCAGAAGAUAUUUCACAGAAAUACAGCCUCCUCUUCUGCAGACUCUGAAAUGACAGUCUUGAAAAAAGGGAUGCCUCAGCCCCUCUCAAAAAUUGGUGGUGAUCUUCAGGAGAAGUUCAGUUUCAGCGAUGUCCUCAAAAGUAUUAGUGGUUCUUCGUCAACAAGGGGAAGUAUAAAGCUUGAAAAUCAAAGACGAAGCUCUGUCACGGAUGAUGAAGAUACUGAAGCAGAGCAGUAUAAACAGGUAGAUAUUAAAUUGCAUAAAGCACAGAAACAAGAAAGUGAAAACCUGCGUCUAGGUCGAUGUAAGGAAAAUCUAAGGACAGCAUUUUCCUCAAGCACAGAAGAAGAGUCGGCUAAGUGGGAACAAGAGAAAGAACAGAAGAAGGAAGAUGCUGGUGGGAAGCUGCAAACUACAGUUUGUGAUGAAGUGAAAAAUUCUGCUUGUAGUAAUAAGCAUCAAGUCCACAACAAAGAAGAUGCUACUAACAAGAGAGGUGCCCUGCCAGUAGCAGGACCAGAGCAAGAGGAAGAGUCUGAUUCUCCCUGGGAUUCUGAGGAAGAGUCGGCUAAGUGGGAACAAGAGAAAGAACAGAAGAAGGAAGAUGCUGGUGGGAAGCUGCAAACUACAGUUUGUGAUGAAGUGAAAAAUUCUGCUUGUAGUAAUAAGCACCAAGUCCACAACAAAGAAGAUGCUACUAACAAGAGAGGUGCCCUGCCAGUAGCAGGACCAGAGCAAGAGGAAGAGUCUGAUUCUCCCUGGGAUUCUGAGACGUAUUCUGGAACUCCAGGGAAUGUAUCACCUGUUGUGGUGCUCCCACCUGCAGUUGAACGCGGAUUAUGCUCGCAGAGUAUUUCAAGGAAGCAUGACAAUGGCUUUUCAGAGAAAUCCAGUGAUUUGCAGUUGAAGGUUUCUGCAGUUUUAGAGAGGAAUGAAACACCUUCAAAAAAAGAAAGGAAGAAAUCAGAUCUACAGGAGGAAUUGAGUUUAGAAGAUGUAGACAAUAUUGAAGGUGAGGGCUCAGAACAUAUCUUUCAUGUGUCAUCAGCUGAAAAAGAGACGGUCAAGGAUGCCAUUGAAAACUGUGGAAGGCAGGAUAAAUAUGUUUUAGAAACUACCAACUUGAUAGAAAACCCAGCAUAUGAAAUACAGACUGACAAAGCAGAAAUUUCUCAUCAGGAAGCCCUAGCAGAAAAUGAGGAAUCCCACAGUGCUGUCAAGCAUUUAAGUCUAAAGCCGUGGGAAGAAAGAUAUGAAAGAAUGUGGGUUGAAAAAGAGAAAAGGGAAUUGAAAACAAAUUUUAAAAACAUCACAGCAGAGCUGAAGCAGCUGUUCGGUGAAAUUAAUGAAUCUGAGGAAACUACAUCCCUUGUGGCAGAAGUGGCAGAAGAUGACUUCAAUGAAGAAUUGAAGAGUUUUCGUGUUUCAUCUUGUGUAACGGAAUCAAAUAAUAAGUUAGAAAGUAAAGGUGAAUUUGGAGAUAUGAAACUUAAUGUAGACCUAAAAGAACCCGAAGUGGAAAUUGUAGUUCAGAGUCUCGGUGUCCUUCCUGAUCACAGUAACUUAAAUGCAAACAUGGAAAAUACCUGGAGUACAGAGGAAGAAGACUGCACUAAUUACACAGAUAAUACAAAAGUACCUCUAGCAAGAGGAGAGAAAAUGGAAGAAAAUGAGAAUGGGAUUGGUAGGAAUGUAGAGGGAAGUCCUGAGUAUUCCCCGAGACAUUGUUUAAAAACAAAUAUUUUGGAUGACAUUUCUAAUAUUCUUCCUAAAAUAAGACCUAUUUCCACAAAUGAUGAAAGUACACUGGGUUUUAUCAGAGAGAAGAAAUUUGGCAAGGAUGUCUGUUUUAGUGACAGUGUUUCCAGAGACUGCCUUAUCAAAAACAAGAAAAUAGGAGAAGCAGAAAUUGAAAAUCUUAUUCCACAUGAUCAGCAACCUUGUGGCAUGCUGAAAAGGAAUCUGGAUGAAGAAUUAAAACAAGAUGUGGAAAGAUUUAAGAGUAAGGUAGGAAUGCUGCAAAUGGUAUUCCUGGCUUUGGAGAAAGAGAAGGUACAGCUACAAAAAGAGGUUGAGAAGAAAAAAAAGAAGCAGAAACAUUUCAAAAUGCAAGCAGUGGAAAAAGAGGAUGGUCUUGAUAAAUUAAAUACACCAGCAGGCAGUAUUAACAAUCAACCAGUUAAAGAAGAGCUUGCUCUAAGGAAGAAUGAGAAAAAACUUGAGGAUGAAAAAAAGAUAGAAGAAAAACGCACAAAGAACUUUUCAUCUGAGGAGAGACCAAAAUUAACUAGAAUGCCAACAAAAGGUAAAUCUGUUAUGAAUGCAAAAGGUAUGAAGAAAAAUGAGAAUAAAAGGCAGUCUUCAAAGCAGAAGGCUAAUCAGAAGAUUCAAGUAACGGAUGAUAGCACUUGCAGUGAAACAUCCCAAACUGAAGAAAGGUCUGCAGCAAAAACAGGGAGUGAAAAGGGCAAGGUCAGCAUGCAAAUGGAUGUUACUGAUGACCUUGAUUUAACACAGUCAUCUGAUACAACUACAGAGGAUGCUGAGUUGCCAACUUCAACUUACAAAGAAGCUAUGUUGCUGUUAGAACAGCUUAGUGUGGAUCAUACAGGCAAAUGUGGAUUAACUGUGGCUAAAGGCCUUGUUUCCACCCACCUGCACUCUCACCUCCACGCUUCAACAGGAGAGGAAGGAGAUUCUGCUAUUUUGCUGAAAAUUCAAAACAUACUUCUUGAAUAUGAACAGAGAAUAGAUCGCGAAAAAAAUCGCUAUGCAGCUCUCUGGAAAGAAGUCAGAAAGUUGAAAAGUGAAAAAGAGGAGUCACAGUUAAUAGCAGAAGAGACUGAAGAUUUGAAAUCCACGUUGGCUCACCAAGAAAUGGAAUUGAAAAGUGAUAUCCGAAGCCUUAAAUUUUCUUUGAAACAAGAAGAGCAAAAGAGGCUUAGAGCUGAAAUGCAAUAUGAAAAAAUAGGAGAACAACUAAGGAAGAAAGAGGAUCAAUACUGUAGAGAGGCAGAGGAGAAACAACAACUUGAGUUACGUGCAAGGAAUUUAGAAAUGGAGUUAAUAACACUGAGAAAGCUCAUGAAACAGAUUGAAGAAGAGCGUGAUGAAACACAGAGACAGCUCUCUCAGGAAAAGAGUGCUAGAGCUCUACAAGAAGGAAUUUUGAACAGCCACCUGUGGAGACAGAAGGAACUGGAAGAAGAGACAAGAAAAACUAUAGGAAAAAAUUCAGAGGAAUCUGACACUAAUGACAGAGAAAAGGAUCUGCUGCACAAAAAUCAGUUACUGCAAGAAGAGAUUGCUAUACUAAGACUUGAACUUGAUCAAGUGAAACUUAGGCACCAGGAGAAUGAAGGAAAAUAUUUAGGGGAAAAUGAGUCUUUGAAAGAAAAAAAUGACGAUCUUCAGAAGGAACUUAAGCUGAAUGAGGAAGCCUUAACACAAACAGUAUUGCAGUACAAUGGACAGCUGAGUUUACUCAAGACAGAAUCUGCAAUGCUAAGUUCCAAGCUUGAACAGACAAGAGAAAGCAAAGACAGACUGGAAACAGAAAUUGAAUCAUUCCGUUCCCGCUUGAAUGCUGCUGUUCAAGAUCUUGAACGUCAUCAGUCAUUGAAAAGUGACGCUGAACGAACAUUUCAGAAAGAACGUGAUGAAUGGCAUCGUUUACAAGACAAGCUCCAUCAUGAGCUCUCUCAAGCGCAAGAGACCAACAAGAGCUUGUCUCAGCAGCUGAGUAAGAUGGAAAGGAAAGCUAAUUGUCUAGAAAGUGAGCUUCACCAGUUGAAACAAACACUUCGAGAAAAAACACUGCUUUUAGAAAUGACGCAAAAAGACUUAAAUCAAGCCCAGUGCCAGGCCAAAGAAAGUGACUGUGCACGGCAACUUGAGAAAGAUCAAGUCAGCAAAUUUAUGAUAAAGCAGGAAUCUAUGCAGGAACGAUUGGCUCAGCUCCAAAGUGAAAACCUCUUACUCCGUCAGCAGCUGGAAGAUCUGCAGAACAAGGGGAUCAUCAAAGAAAAGGUUGUGAAUGAUGUCCAGGACAGAUUUAAUGAUAUUUUCAACAAACUCAGAGCUGAUACUGAAAAGCAAGUUUACCUCAUGGAAGAGAGAAACAAAGAAUUAAAUACGAAGUGUACUGAUUUAAGGGAACAAGUCUUUAAAUAUGAGACUGACAAAGUAGAAAGAGAGGUUUUGGUCAGACAGCUACAGCAGGAGCUUGCUGACGCUCUUAAAAAGCAGUCUAUGUCAGAAGCUUCCCUUGAAGUUACUACACGCUACCGCAGUGACCUUGAGGAAGACAAAUUGCGCUUGCAAAAGGAAUUGGACAGGGUUAAAACCAAGUUACAGGAAUCUGAAGAACAACGUGUUCAGUCUGAGCUUUGUGUUCAUGACUUGAAGACUGUCCUAGAUAAUAAGGAAAAAGAAAUAUCAGUUUCUUCCCAGAAACUGAAAGACCUUCUGUUAGCAACUUCUGGAACCAAUGCUGUUAUAAAACAACUGGAAGAACAUGUGCAACGACUUGAAAUUGAAAAUGCCAGAUUGGAAGUCACAACCAAACAACAAACCAAUAGUAUUGAAGCUCUUCAGAAGGAUAUGCAAGCAUCAGCCUCAGUUCAUCAUCGCCUAGAAGAGUUGUGCUUACGGACAGCACAGACAGCUGCAGAAAAGUACCAGUAUCAGCAGAUGCAAAAGCAGGAUAUGUUGACUAUGACAUCAAAAGAAUCACGCAGUAUGUGGGAGGAAGAAGUGAAGUCAAGAGCCCUCCUUGAAAAUCGUCUUGCUCAACUUGAGAGGGAAAAGGCUGAGCUCUUGGAACAGUGUGAGGCUGAAAGAAAGAAAGUGAAGAAGCUGGUAGAGUUGAAACGACCAGUUGAAGCACGUCUUGACCAGGAAAUGAAAAGAAACGUUGAACUGCAGAAAGAACAUCACAGGUGCAAGAGGCUUCUGAACAGAGUUGUGAAGAAACUAAGAGUGCACGAGUCCAGAGAAAGAGAGUCCCAAUUUAAUUUCCAGGGAGAAAUGAAAAAUAGGUAUUCUGAAAUGGUGAAUGAAGUUGGAAAUUUAAGAACAAAGGUUACUGAACUUUCUCAGCAGCUGGAGUUAGAGUCUAAAAAAUGCAUCCAGCUGGAAACACAAAACCAGGAUUUGCGAGAAGAGCUGUCUGUUCUGCGUGGGAACCAUGAAAAGCUGGAGAGGAGCAAAUCCCAGUUGAAGGAAGAGGUGGCAAGCCUCAGACAUCAUUUGGAGGUUAAUAUGGUGAAUCACAGCCAAAUAGAACAAUACAAGAAAGAGAUGGAAGAACGAGCUGGACAAGAAAUCAGACAAAAGCUACAAGAAGUCAAUUUGUUUUUGCAGGCACAGGCAGCCUCCCAGGACAGGUUAGAACAAAUCAGAGACAAUCAUCAUGCCUCACUGAGAAACCAACUAAAGCACAGAAUUAAAGAUCUUGAAUGUGAGUUGGACAGAAUAAAAAAUACUCAACACGACAGUAUUUUUCAAAAAGAAUCCACACAGGCAGAAGUGGAAAAAUACAAAGAAAAGUAUCUGGAAGAAGUGAAAAUUAGAAAAAGCCUAGGAAAUAAGCUGGAAAGAGCCAAUGAGAGACUAGCAGAAGCUAAUGCUAAGCUCUUUCAGGAGCGCCACAGAAACAAAUCUUUAAUUACAAGCAGCAUUGUCGCAGGAGGUCUGCCUGCAAGUCCAGUUCUGUAUUCAACUGAACUGGGGCAUCUUGGCAACAAUCUGGCACUGAACAGAAGUCUCAACCUAGGAGGAAGCUUUGUAGGCACAGCUGGGAAUGCGUUAUCGUCAAGAAACAAUGUUGAAGCCUACAUGGAUAAGGUACGGAAGGAACUGGAUGAAAAAAUCACUAAAGAACUUGAACAAGCCAAUGCUGAACUUGAAAUUGGAUCUGCUAGAGCUUCUCCAAUGAUGUCUACUGAUGGAUCUUCAAAAAAUCUCAAUAUUGACCAGGAUCCCCUUAGCAGAGCAAUACAGGAGUACCGUGAUGUUUUAAACAAAAAUUAUCUGAUCUAAACAAAAAUGCAAAGGGAAAAGUACUGGAAAUCAUUUUGUUUACAUAGGAUGUCUUUGAUUUCCCAUCCUGCAGCCUGGAUGUGAAAACAUCUUUAUAUUCAAACUGCAAUAAGUUAAAAAUGUAUUAAAUAGGUGUCAAGCACUCUGCACUUACCUGUUGGUCACUGAGAUGUAGUUAGUAUUUUGCACUCAGAGUAAGAGCCAUAUCUAUUUUUUCUUACUAUCAGAUUCAGUAACGUUGAUUCUUGAGCUUGACAGAACUGUCAGAAUGUUUUUGAUGCAUUAUUUUGCUCCACUUGUGCUCUGUGUUUUAAAAGCAUUCCCCUUGUUUUAAAGCAUUUUAAAGCAUUCCCCUUGUUCUGUUGAACCCUUUCACUGUCUGUGUUUCCAGUGUUAUUUUAAUGCAUAGGAGGUUAUUUGUUUGGCUUAUUUGUUAUUAUUUGUUAUUUGUUUGUUCUGCCAGCUGCUUCAGUCCUGGUGCUGUGAAUAUUUCUGCUGAUUAAGUGAAAGUUUUACCAGUGUUUAAGCUGGAGAAGGAUGCACUUUACAUUGUUUCACUUAUAUGCACCUUGGGCUUAAAAAUACUGUGAGUGUGUAGCAGUGCCAAGAAAGCUUUAAUGUGAUCUUUUUGGUUUGGUAUCCAUGUUGGGUUUUGCAUUAGAAUUUGAUUCAACCUAAGACAUUCACAGUUGCUAAGAUCAACAUGGGAUGAACCUGAAGCAGUUCAUACUGAGAAGAAGGAAAAUUAACAUUUCAACCUUCGGUCCAAUUGGUACUUAACACUAUUUGUGUGGUGGGACAGGUUUUUAUUGCUGCUAACAGCUGGUGAUAAAAUUGCUGCAACUCAGGUGAAGAGUAAUGCUGUGGGACUUUGUGUCUGUAAGACAAGCAGUUUUGUUAACAAUUACAUGUUACUGAAGAUCUGCAGUAGUCAUUCCUUGUCUACAAAAUUUGCUAAAAUAGUACACAACAAAUGGAAUCAACAUUCCAGAGACAUGAGAAUGUUGUACUGAAGCAAACAGAAACUGGAAAAAAGAUUUUUACCCACUAAUUCAACAACUUGAGUGGAGCAGUGGGGAGAUGUAGUGAAUGUUGCUGCAACUCUCUGCUCCUUUUUACAUGAAUACAAUUUUGUGACACUAAUACACUGUAUUUAAUUCCAGGUAUUACAUUCCAACUUGGUAUUUAAUAAAC
Molecule: messenger RNA, 9068 nt
Organism: Lagopus muta (rock ptarmigan)
Lineage: Eukaryota; Metazoa; Chordata; Aves; Galliformes; Phasianidae
Gene: ANKRD26
Product: ankyrin repeat domain containing 26
Exons: 42
Coding region: 87-7874 (2595 amino acids)
Molecular function (GO): protein binding
Source: RefSeq, a predicted model, not a curated record